This is a messenger RNA of Zerene cesonia (dogface butterfly), 3908 nucleotides long. RefSeq lists its product as uncharacterized. The transcript is spliced from 2 exons. The record is from RefSeq and is a predicted model, not a curated record. The coding region runs from base 240 to 3725 and encodes 1161 amino acids. Lineage: Eukaryota; Metazoa; Arthropoda; Insecta; Lepidoptera; Pieridae.
CAUCGGUUCAAUACACGACCAGCUAUGACUCAUGUGAAAAAAUUAAAUAGUAUAUUUAUUUACAUUGGUCAUCGGCAAUCUUCAUCUAUUCUUUUCAUGAUAGUUUAUCCUAUAACUGUAUUGAAGUGCUUAUGAAUAAUUAGUACUUAACACAUGGUGGGAUAUUCUUACGAAUGUAUUUUUGAAGUAAUAGUGAGUUUGAUCUUUUGAAUAACAUUCAACAGCAAAGGCGUUACAAAAUGGCGCCUACAUUGGCUGAAGAAAAAACACUCGGCCAAAUACAUCGUAAUUUCAACAAAUUAGUCAACGAUGCUAUUAAGGAAACAACAGUUAAAUACAAUGAGGACAUCAAUUACGAUGACCCGGAUUUGGAUAACUUAUUUAAGAUUGACUAUGCUUGCCGUAAAAAGGACUUGGAAUAUGUUCUUAAAAUACUAAAAUGCAAAGACAUAUUAUAUUGUUCAAGGGCUAUUAAAGGAUCAACUUGGUUGAUCGAUGAUCCGCAGUAUUCAAAUAUAAUCAACGCUGAUUAUUUAUUUAACAAAAUAUUCCCAGAGAUGAUUACCACAGCACGCAAUAAAUUUCUAUUGCAUAUCAGAUUACAUAUAAGGGAUGAAAGACGCGCGGAAGAUUUCUUUUUGCAUUUAAAAGACCAAAACUUAAAAUGUGCUAUUAAAUGGUUGCCUUACUGUUCUACGUCAUUUAUCGCUGAAAAUAUCGUGAAAUAUGUCAACGAUAUAUCACUACCCGUGUUAAUGCGACUCAGUGAGAUAUCAUUGAAUUUUCUUCAUAUCUACUGCAAUAUUAAUAUUGAUAAUUAUCAUCGAGUACAUAUCCAUUCUGCUCUUAAAGUUGGAAUGAAGUACGCAAACCAAAAUAUUGAAAAAUAUUUAGAUAUACUUGAUAGUGUUGAAAAGCACCAUAGGCCAUGGAUUAAUCCGAAGACAACAAAAUUAAUAAUGACCAAAUGUCCUGAACGAAUAUUAAACCAGUUAGAGCAAUAUAUUGAUCGAGUUGAUAUAAAAACAUUUGCAAAAUAUAUUAAACAAGAUGAUAUAAAGGACUUUCUUGAAAAUCGACUCAUAAAUGGAAACUUAGCACAUUACGUGGGAAGGGAGAUAGAACACUUUAUAGUGCGGAUGCCCCAAAAAAAUAGAUUCGAAUUUGUUAGAAAGCACUUCAUUGAUAUAAAGAGCAAGGAAUUAAUUCCUUAUCAGUGUAAGCCGGGCACUUUAGAAAAUAUUUACACCUGGUAUCGAUUUGCUUCUUUUGAAGAUGCUUUUCGAGAUUUAAAAAAAUUAAUCCGGAUUGAAUCUAAUCCAAGCGAAAGACUUGCUAUGAUGUCAGUUAUUCUAGGUUGUGCCAGAAAUAACUCGCAGAAUAUACACGAUUUACUCGAGUACUACCGGGCACAUCAUAUAAAUGAAGCAUUCAUAUUUAAAAUUAGUUUCAUCAACAGUCUCUUACACUCGACAAAAGCAUAUUCCAUGGAUCAAGAGACAUGGAAAAUUUUGAACGACCUAUUCUUUAGUAUGGAAGUAUAUACAGAAUCCGAUCAUGAGUUACAAUCUUGUAUUAAACACAUUAUAUUGUAUAAAAUAAUCCAUAACGAAGUCAUACCUGAGAUUAUAAUUUCAAAGUUCAAUUUUAGUACCUUUAAAAAAGAACGUAAUGGAUUAAAUAAUAAUGACAGAGAAAAAGUCUUUGAAUAUUUGUUUAACCAUGUAAACAAAGAACUAGACAAUCAUUACGAAAAACUAACAAAGAAUGAUCACGAGUUUGAAGAAACUAUUGUUUGGAUAAACAAUACGCUCGACCUAUUGGUCGAUUGGAAGAAAGAUUUAUCAAAAUUUCCAGAACUUUUGACCAAAAUAAGGGAGUUAUCCAAAUUUACAAAAGAAAAAGUAUCGGACACAACGUUAACCAGCAUCUAUGACAAGAAUAAAACAUGGAAAAAAUUGUUACUUAAUGAAUCGAUUAUAUUAAAUCCGUCAGAGGACACUUGCAUUAAUGCCCUAAAACACAAGCCAGAGAUAAUUCAUUUAAACAAAGACGAAAUUAAGUCAUUAUAUUUAAACGAUAAAAUAUCUAUGAAGCGGCUAUUUCGUAAAAUAAGAGUUUAUUACACACAUUUGGCUAAUGAAUUCAAACAGUUGUAUUAUAACAAUCUCCUGCAAAACUGCGGUCUUAGAUCCACUAUAAUUGGAUUGUGUGUACUCUUGCCUCCAAAGGAAUUAUCGUCGCUAAUUCACAAAUAUAUUCCUGUCGAAGAAAAAAUUAAUUGGAAUGAAAUAGACGAACAACAAUUUACCAUACAAAAGCAUAUUGCAAAGAACAUGCAUAUAGCAAGACCACAGCCAGCCUUAAAUUUAAUAUUGUUAUAUGCUAAAGGUGAUUACUUGCAAUAUGUGCUUUCCUCCUUAUCUUCAUCGCUACAUAAUAUCACAAGCAUUGAUCUUCUAGGUGAGACCUCCAAUCUGAAUAAUACUCCAGUAUCAUUACAAAAGCAUAUCAUUCGCGAAGCUUGCAAAAAAUUACAAUUUAAUGAAAUUCUAGCCAUAUUAACUAGUGUAUGGAAGUCGACUAGAAAUAGUUCUAUACGUGCUACUGUUUUCAGGUCUGCAUUUAACUUACUUUGUAGAGAAACGAAUGUAACGUAUAUUGAGAGCAUUUGGUCUGUUUUAAAUGUAUUUAUAGAAAAUCUAACAGCUGAUGAUAAUAAAAAUAUUUUUGUGACAUUGAGCCACGUAGACAAAGUUCCAAUUCAAGUAAGACCUGCUUUUUGCAUGAAGAGUUACAUGUUUCUCAAAAAAUUACCAGAAAAAAGUAAUGUAGAAUAUAUUAUACGUCAGCUGAUUACGAAUACAAAAGAUAUAAUCGAACUUAUGGACGCUGACUUUAUGACAGAAAUGUUAAUGGAAUCUUAUGAGGAUAAAUUUUCUCUAACUUUUAGUCAAUAUUUUAUGAAUGUUCUGUCUGCUUUCCUAGUAAGCUCACAAAGUGAGCAAUCACAAAUAAGACGGUUUGAACAAAUGCUGCUUCCUUUGUUAGAGAACGCCGACGCAAUUUGGUCUUUUGAGAAGGAUAACAUGCGUAAAGCUAAUGUUGGACAUUUGUUCAAUAGAUUAUGUAGCGAUAUAGGAAACAUUGUUAUUAAGAAAAAAAUGCCAAUGCCUGUAAAAUUGUUCAGUCUCAUUCUCAAUAAAUUGGAAGAAAAACUACCUUUGGAUGAAAACUACGUGCUCAUUACCAAUAAAAAACUUGCUCUACAGCUCAUAACUAUUUUAGAGACAUUUAUGAAAAACUAUACUGACAAUGAUACUGAAUCCAUUCAGUCCUAUAAAGAGGAAACGAAGGGACCCGAAAUAAAUACGAAAGCGGAUAUUUACGUACAAGCAAUUAGAAAAUUUAGCGACAUAUGCUUGCAGUACUUAAUUGAGGAUGUACAACACUAUGGCACGAGCAUCAUAAUCGCCUACAGUAAAGCUUUGAAUGAAAUUUUCGAAAACUUUUCCUUUUGCGACAUUUCUCUGAAAAUUGAGCUUUGUAAUGCAAUACUAGAUAGUACUGAAAGGAAAGAGGGAUAUAUGCUUGUUUUACGAUUGCUAGGUAUGCGAUCCUACUUUUUGGAUCAGGAUGUUAGAUUGGAAAUCGUUAAAAGAAUCGCAGCACAUUCCGAUAGUGAAGUAAAAAUAUUAUGUUCCACAUACAAGUAUGAUUUUUAAUUCUCGACGUAUUAGCUAGAUUAGAUUGUGGUUGCUUAUCUAAACAAAUUAGUUCAAGUGUCCUAAUUAGGGCAUCUAGAUGUCAUUGUGAGGAAGUUGGUGCACCAAAGUUAAUUUAACUUUUAAUAGUUAUAGAACUUUAAUAUUGUAACGGAUACCUAAAUAUAAUUUUGUAUUUUCGUC